AUGAAGCUCCUCGUGACCGCUACCGCUCGUCCGGCGUUAGCCGCGCGCGCGCUGCCGCUCGUCCCGCGCCGACCGUCGCGCGCUCUCCACAGCUCUCGUCCGCUUCUGGUGCAGUCGUUUGACGACGCGGGUAUGCCGCGCCUGCAAGACACGCCUGCGAACCUUGGCGUGCUCAUUGUGCCACAGCAGCGCGCGUGGGUCGUCGAGCGCUUUGGCAAGUUCCACGACGUGCUGACGCCUGGUCUGCACUUCCUUAUCCCGUUGGUCGACCGCAUUGCCUAUGUGCACUCGCUCAAGGAAGAAGCGAUCAAAAUCCCGGGGCAGACAGCCAUCACGCGGGACAACGUGACGAUCAGCAUCGAUGGCGUACUGUACGUGAAGAUUAUUGAGCCGUACAAUGCCAGCUACGGCGUCGAGGACCCGCUCUAUGCGGUCACGCAGCUUGCACAGACGACCAUGCGGUCCGAGCUCGGAAAGAUCACGUUGGACAAGACGUUUGAAGAACGCGAGUCGCUCAACUUGAGCAUUGUCGAAGCGAUCAACCAGGCGUCCGAGGCCUGGGGCAUCAAGUGUCUGCGGUACGAGAUCCGUGAUAUUGCUCCACCGCGCAGUGUGAAGGCUGCAAUGGACAUGCAAGCUGAGGCUGAGCGUCGGAAACGAGCCGAGAUUCUGGAUUCUGAAGGCGAGCGCCAGGCGUACAUUAAUGUAGCUGAAGGCAAGAAGCGUGCUGCUGUCUUGGAAGCAGAAGGAGCGGCUGCAGCCAUUUUGGCAAAGGCAAAAGCGUCGGCUGAAGCGAUUCAGCGGCUUUCGAACGUUAUCCAGGAGACAGGUGGCCGCGACGCAGUGGCACUUCAGGUGGCGGAAAAGUAUGUGGACGCGUUUGGUAAUAUCGCCAAGGAAGGCACGACCGUGCUGCUGCCGUCAAACGUCAACGACCCUUCUAGCAUGGUUGCGUCAGCUCUCUCUAUUUUCGGAAACAUCCAGAAACAGAACAGCAAGGAAGCUGCUCGUCUUACGGACAAGUCGGGCCAUCAGGAUGCUGAAGGAAAGCUCGGCGAGUAUACACUGGACAGCGUCGACACGGAGUCGACCUAG
Hyaloperonospora brassicae is the source of this 1095-nucleotide messenger RNA. The record is from the annotation of a GenBank genome assembly. Lineage: Eukaryota; Oomycota; Peronosporomycetes; Peronosporales; Peronosporaceae.